GGAUCGAAUCCAUGAAGUAAGUUCCUAUUACACGAUCGUAGUUGAUUCGGUAGUUUUUCAAAUAUAAUAAAACAUGUCUCUGCCGGAUAGUCAGCGCAUUUGGCAAAAGUACAAUAGGUCCGACGGUGUAUCGAGUGUUUCGGGCGGUCAUGUUCCCACUACUUACAGCCAAGGAGGUGGAGAUUCGCCAAUCCAAAUUCAAAGCCAGAAACAGCGAUCAAUGGAGGCCAGUAAACAGAUGGUUUAUGGCGUCUACGGGAACGUGAUCAGCAUAAUCGAGGAGCAUGAGAAGCGCGAAUCCCCAAACAAGCGUCUGGCAAUAUCUGACAUUCAAAUCCCUGACCAGUCGCGGAAGGGAAAUGACGACAUUGAAAGCAUUGUCGAGACGCAGCUUUUACUGUUCGAAACCCAGCUAAAAACUUGCCCCGGCGAAGUGCGUGAUCAACUGGGUGAAGAACUUAAGCAGAAGACAAUAAAAUGGUGUUCAGUUCGCCACGGGCAGGAGCACGACAAGACGGACAAGUUCAUCGCUCAACUGUACGAGAUUCUAGCGAGAGGGCGCACACAGCAUGCAUUUCAUUCACGGCCAAGGCCGAACAUUAACGCCGAAGUCAUGCGUGAGAACAUCCCCCAUCUGAUGCGGGGAAAACAUGAUCAGUCGACCCUUGACCAAAGUUUCCAGCAUGAUACGAGCCGCAAGGCUGUCGCUCCUAAUGUCAGAGCCGGUGCGGCGGACAGUCUUCAAAGGGGUAGCGAACGCCUUGCAGAAAUCAAGCCGGACCUGAAAGGCUCGCUCAGAGGAUACAUGACUCAACCUAGUUUGCUUUAAAUUCAAUAUCAGAAAACUAUGAAAUUCCUAAUAUGCAGACUAUAUGUUUAAUAAUAUUAUUGGUGCAUUUACUGAUUGACUAUACGUGGCUUAUAUAAAGAGUUGACUCUUUUUUUCCUGUUGUAAGUGUGAAUGAUUGUAUUGUUCAUGAUAAGUUAUGUUACUUAUAUGGAAUGUAAUCGAUGAGUGCUGUUGCU
Dreissena polymorpha is the source of this 1026-nucleotide messenger RNA. RefSeq lists its product as uncharacterized. The record is from RefSeq and is a predicted model, not a curated record. Bases 74 to 829 code for a protein of 251 amino acids. The transcript is spliced from 6 exons. Lineage: Eukaryota; Metazoa; Mollusca; Bivalvia; Myida; Dreissenidae.